Molecule: messenger RNA, 1423 nt
Organism: Astrephomene gubernaculifera
Lineage: Eukaryota; Viridiplantae; Chlorophyta; Chlorophyceae; Chlamydomonadales; Astrephomenaceae
Source: the annotation of a GenBank genome assembly
AGCUUCUCUCCCUCUCCCUGCGACCUUCUUUCGUUGCUGUUGUUCCUUGUAUAGCCAAAAUGGGCGGCGAGAACGUGCGCCUCUACGUUAAGGGCCACAUUCUGGGCUACAAGCGGUCCAAGGCCAACCAGCAGAACCACACCGCUCUCCUUAAGGUUGACGGUGUUGCCACGAAGAAGGAGACCGCUUGGUACCUGGGCAAGCGCAUCGCUUACAUUUACAAGGCCAAGACCGAGAAGCAGGGCACCAAGUUCCGCUGCAUUUGGGGCCGUGUCAUGCGCGCGCACGGCAACGUUGGCGUUGUCAAGGCCAAGUUUGCGUCCAACCUGCCCCCAAUCAGCCUGGGUGGAGCUGUCCGCGUUAUGCUGUACCCCAGCCGCGUAUAAUUGGUGCGAUGGUCGACAGAGGCGAGCAGCGGCGGCGCUUUUACGGCGUCAUGUAACGGUCUUCUGAUGGAAUAUAUUGUGUCCCUCCGUAUUCGUUUCUUUUAACGCACGCCAGGCGAAGUUACGGUUAGCAUGAAAUAUCUGCCCCAUGGAAAGCAGCUUAGCGAUAGCAUUGUGUUACAGCGAAAGACAGCUCAGAGGUUACGCAGCAGCUGGAGAACACCUAGUAGGAGGGGCAUCAGCAGGAGCAAGGGACUACAGCAUACCGGUGAGGAGAGAUGGGGCAGGGGGGAGGGCUUGUGGGUGUUUGCCUUGGUUAUAGGAAGUACAUUAUCAGCAAUGUGAUGGUACAUUUUACCAAAGCCUGUGUGUGGGGUGCAUUGGUGCCUUGCUCUAGCGUCAUAGUUGGUGUGUGCGCCUGUCUCCUAACUGUAGCUGGUUAUGCGCGGGUGCGAGUUUGAACCUCCAGGCAGCAUGUGCUUUUGAAGGGGAUGGACAUGGAAUCCAUGGCAUGUGAGGGCUAUGCUAGCGCAUGUUAGCAGUGCCGUCAGCUGAGGAUGGUAGGCGGUCAUCUCGUGCCCACUUGGCAUGGGGUCCAUCCAUGAUCUAAUGCGUUGCGCAUUGAUGUUUUCGCCUUACCCGCGCUGUGCUAUUUUUGGUGUUGUAUGAAGCGUAAACGCCGCGUUGUAUCGAGGCAUUGCGUCACGGUGCUGCGCUGAGGGGUACAUGCAUGCACCAAGGCGGUGUUGCCUCUCCAGGGGAUUUCUGCCGUAUGACCCAAGUCCUAAUGCAGAGGCUUUACGUGAAACAGUCCGUCUGUUGUGCGAUGCGGUAACUUUGGGCAAGCAUGCUUGAGAGAACACUAAUGGGCGUGGGGUAUUAAGUCAUCGUGGUUAACGGCCAGGGAUACUUGAUGAGCAUGCUGAAAGGGUGUGUUAACUGGCCGCGAAAGUGUGUGUGUGUGUGUGUGUGUGCUGAUAAUGCUUUCGACGAAUGUUUUUAGUAUGCACGGUAUUCCUGGGUGUGGGCGCUCGGAC